AGAUCUGCGCCGCAUAUCAAACCGCCGCAGGCUCGACCCAAAACCCUAGCUCUCGCCUCCUCCUCGACACCCGCCGCCGCCGCCGUCGACGAGCACCAAGCUCCACCGAGCAGCCAUGGCGAGCCCGGCAGCAGCAGGGGCACCGGCGGCGGGAGUGAGGUCGUUCCUGCAGGCCGUGUCGACCGUCACCGAGGAGGCGCCGUCUCCGCUCCGCGUCGUGCAGAUGGAGGGCCUGGCUGUCCUGAAGAUCAUUAAGCACUGCGAGGAGUUUGCACCCGCUUUGGUUACAGGGCAACUGCUUGGUUUGGAUGUUGGCAGUGUUCUCGAAGUGACAAACUGUUUUCCUUUCCCGAUGAGAGAAGACGAUGAAGAAGCGGAUGCAGAUGGUGCAAAUUAUCAGCUUGAGAUGAUGAGGUGUUUGAGGGAGGUUAACGUUGACAAUAACACUGUUGGAUGGUAUCAAUCUUGCUUGCUUGGGUCUUUUCAAACUGUGGAACUGAUUGAAACAUUCAUGAACUAUCAGGAGAAUAUCAGGAGGUGUGUGUGCAUUGUUUAUGAUCCGUCUAGAUCAAAUCAAGGGGUGUUAGCUCUCAAGGCCUUGAAACUCACAGAUUCAUUCAUGGAUCUUUACCGUAACAAUGGUUUAACUGGAGAGAAGUUAAGAGAGAAGAAAUUGUCAUGGGUUGAUAUCUUUGAGGAGAUACCGAUUAAAGUUUCCAACUCUGCACUUGUCAGUGCCUUCAUGACGGAGCUGGAACCUGAAUCACCUGUUUCACAGUGUGAUUUUGACCGCCUUAAAUUGUCAACGGCUCCCUUUAUGGAAAGGAACUUGGAAUUUCUGAUUGGGUGCAUGGAUGAUCUUUCAUCGGAACAGAACAAGUUCCAAUAUUACUAUCGCAACGUCUCGAGGCAACAGUCACAGCAGCAGGCAUGGCUUCAAAAGAGAAGGCAAGAGAACAUGGCAAGAAAAGCUGCCGGAGAGGAGCCAUUACCAGAAGAGGAUCCAUCUAAUCCCAUUUUCAAGCCAAUCCCUGAGCCCUCACGUUUGGAGGGUUAUCUUGUAACCAACCAGAUCUCCAGCUACUGCAACCAUAUUAAUGGGGUUGCUGGCCAGAACUUCAACAGGCUAUACUUGAUGAAGGCUUUGCAGGAAGAUUAGACGGCUAGGUGUUGAGUGGCAGUUGUGGGAUUUGACUUUAAGCAUUGUAUUAGAUGUCAAUUUUGCGAUGGUCUUUAUGCAAGCAUGCCCAUAGCCUAUUUUGCUAAGAAAGCCAGAUAUUCAGGUUCCGCUAAAAAGACACUAUCAUACUGUACCAAUCUUCUGCAUACGAAGCCUGCAGUGUUACCAAUUGAUUUUACCAUUUCGUUGGUUUGUUGUGAUGUUUAAAUCAUUACCAGUUCACUCAAUUUAAAUGACUGCGAUAUAGUAAUUAAAUGAUUGUGGUUCUGCCAAUGCCAAGUGGCAAGCUUGCUUACUGCUU
Oryza brachyantha (malo sina) is the source of this 1481-nucleotide messenger RNA. Its product is annotated as eukaryotic translation initiation factor 3 subunit H. NCBI's taxonomy places the organism in Eukaryota, Viridiplantae, Streptophyta, Magnoliopsida, Poales, Poaceae. The record is from RefSeq and is a predicted model, not a curated record. Gene Ontology annotation, molecular function: translation initiation factor activity; metallopeptidase activity; protein binding. Bases 116 to 1159 code for a protein of 347 amino acids. The transcript has 12 exons. Gene Ontology annotation, cellular component: cytoplasm; cytosol; eukaryotic 43S preinitiation complex.